AUGGCCAUGACAAAGCGGGACAGGAGGAAUCUGCAGCAGUCCAGCAGUUUCUGGUGCUCGGAACAGGGCACUGCUACAACAAGAAGGCCUGCAGUUGGGAAUGAAAAAUCAAAUCCUUCGAAGAGACACAGAGACCGUCUGAAUGCAGAGCUGGACCACCUGGCCAGCCUCCUUCCUUUUCCCCCUGACAUCGUAUCAAAGCUGGACAAACUUUCCGUCCUGCGCCUCAGUGUCAGCUAUCUCCGAGUCAAAAGUUUCUUUCAAGCCAUUCAAGAAAAGCACUUUAAGAAGCAAGUUGGCCAAAUGAUAAAAGAAGACAAUAUAUCUAACAAGACUGCUGUACAAGAAGGUGGACUUCUACUAGAAUCACUGAAUGGUUUUGCCUUGGUGGUGAGUGCAGAUGGAAUGAUAUUCUAUGCAUCAUCGACAAUUGUGGACUAUCUAGGGUUUCAUCAGACUGAUGUAAUGCACCAAAACAUAUAUGAUUACAUCCAUGUGGAUGACCGCCAGGAUUUCUGUAGACAACUGCACUGGGCCAUGAAUCCUCCCCAGAUGUUCUCGGGACAGCAACUACAGCCAGAAACAGGGGAAGAAUAUAUUCUCAGUAAAUUGUUCAAAGCACAAGAGAAUGACAGCAUGACAACAGAUUACUCUUCCUUUUUAACUCGCUGUUUCAUCUGUCGAGUUCGCUGCUUGUUGGACAGUACUUCUGGAUUCCUUACAAUGCAGUUCCAAGGCAAACUAAAGUUCCUCUUUGGACAAAGGAAGAAGUCGUCAUCAGGAACAGUAUUGCCACCUCAGCUGUCCUUAUUCUGCAUAGUGGUACCACUUCUGCUCCCUUCUGUGACAGAGAUGAAGAUGAAGAGCCUGCUUGUGAGAGCAAAACACAAAGCUGACGAUGCAGCAGCAGCAAACACAAACUCCAGUUCAAAAGGCAGUUCAGGACUUUGUGAAGCAACAGAAUUAUACGGAAGAAACAAUCACCACGAAGGUGCUGCCUUCACUAAUGCAUUACAGAUUGCUGAAAACCAAAUCAAAGCAAAGAAUAAUGGAGAAAAUGGCAUUUCUCUAGUCAAAGUACAAACAAAUGAGGAUCACUGGGUCUGGGUUCAAGCUAACACUCAGCUUCUGUAUCGAAGUGGUUGUUCAGAAUAUGUCCUUGCCCAACAGCAAAUGUUAAAGGAAGAAGAUGAACAACUGAAGAUACUGAGUGGUUUUGCCAGUUUGAAAGGAAACCUGGAGGGGCUUUCCUAUAACAGUGCCAUUGAAACUCUGGGCCAGUGGAAGCAUCUUAACUGGGCAGCAGUGAAGAAUGAACAAGAUAAUGUAAAAGUGAAGUUUGAGCCUCAUACUAAUGGUGAGUGUUUUAUGCAGGAGGAACCUCUCAGCUCUAACACAUCACUUUUAGGCAUUCAAAACAACUGCACCACAAACAGUAGCUGGACUUUAAGAAACUCCAGCUCUUGUUCUAUGAGUCAGAGAAUGAACACGUGUCCAAACAGGAGAGCUGGAUCAUUCUACAACAGAGACCAAAACUUCUUAAAUCUGGCAUCAGCUUGUCCUUCCCACUGGGGGAGCGCAGAGAACGGCCAGUGCUACUCGGGGCUCCCGCAGCGCUGUGCAGAGAGCUAUGCCACAGACCACGGGAAGCUGCAGAGACCAUUCACAUCCUCAGAGUCCCUCUAUGACACAGCCACUCCCUUGGAGAUGCCCAUCAAAACAGAAUACGACUCUGACUCUGAAAACAUUGCUGACAACUACCUGCAGAGCCGAGCCUGGCUGGAUGAGAGCGGCGCGCUGAGGAAGCAGGGCCCCGGCUAUCCCAGCAGAGUGCACCUCAAAACGGAGCCAGACCUCUGCCAGCCAGCCUUGCCUUGCCAGAAGCCAAGGCACUGCCUUUACACGCCCCAUAACUGGCAAUGCAUCGUAGCAAAUCACCCCAACAACCUGAACUUGAACAGAGCUGGCAAGGGCUCACGGAACAGGGAGGUGCCCCCCUUUUGCCCUCAGAACUCCUCGGUGUGUUUGGAAAGCAUGCCCGACCUGCCACACGCACCUUGCUACGGCCACUUCUACAGCCCCAGCCCAGGGGAGGAGAAGGAGCAGAUUAAUGAGGUGUUCAAAAUGCCAUGUGAAUUUAAAAACCCCUGCUUGGUUCAAGCCAUCAAGCGUGAGCCCCUGGAUUCUCCACCAUUGUCCAGCAGCGGACAGAACAGAGUACACGCGAGCUUCCCUGAAAAUACAUUAGCAGGUCCUGUGCCUCAUAAAACCACUGAAUGUACAUUUUUGCAAUAG
This is a messenger RNA of Melospiza melodia melodia, 2295 nucleotides long. It is a transcript of the gene AHRR, whose product is annotated as aryl hydrocarbon receptor repressor. Gene Ontology annotation, molecular function: protein dimerization activity; nuclear receptor activity; transcription cis-regulatory region binding. The record is from RefSeq and is a predicted model, not a curated record. The transcript is spliced from 10 exons. Lineage: Eukaryota; Metazoa; Chordata; Aves; Passeriformes; Passerellidae. Gene Ontology annotation, biological process: xenobiotic metabolic process; response to xenobiotic stimulus; regulation of transcription by RNA polymerase II. Gene Ontology annotation, cellular component: nucleus; aryl hydrocarbon receptor complex. The coding region runs from base 1 to 2295 and encodes 764 amino acids.